AUGCCUUCAAUAGCUCUGAAUCUGGUGUUAGCAGAAACACGAAUAUUUAGCGGGGAUUCGUUGAAUGCAACUGUGUUGUUGGAUUCGGCAGAUCCUGACAACACAAUAAUUGAAUUCUUUGCAGAAAUUUUGGGUAUUGGAAAAACUGGUUGGGUGAAUAUUAGAACUGAUAAAAUUUAUGAAACUGAACAUGAAUUUGUCCAUAUUGUGGUCCCUCUCUGUCAACGCAAAAUUGUUUUAAACCCAGGGAGGCACCGAUUUAAUCUGAGGGUGAAUAUACCAGAAACAGCACCUAGCAGUUUAGAAAGUCAAUUUGGUUCUAUUAGGUAUACAAUAAGAUUACAAAUGGUUGGGAAUGCUGAACAUUGUUCCGCCCUAGAAAUUUUUCCUUUCCUUGUUCUUGCCAAGUCCUAUCUGGAUCAAGUUCCUCAAGCUAUUCUAAGGCAUAUUGACUAUGAGGAUGAAAUCAACUUUACAGUAUGCACUCUACCUUUCGGUGUCGUACGCCUAAGAAUAGGGUUGCCUAGAACUGGAUUUUGUGUUGGAGAAGUAAUUCGUGUGAGCAUAUCCGUUAGAAACGGCAGCAGAAAACAAUUGAGAGAAUGCUGCCUCCAAUUAGUUUUGAAAAGCCAUUUUCUUGCUCAAAGCAGAUAUGAACAAGCUAAUGAUACCAAAUUGGUUGAAACUUUAUUAGAUUCCCAUCAAAUUGAUAAUAUUAGAGGAAGAAGUGAGAUUAACGCUGAGGAAUGCCUUCUGCGAGUACCAGAACAAACAAUUCCAUCUAUGCAUUCUCCAAUUAUUUCGCUUUCCUAUGUUCUUCGCUUUAUCGGACUUCCUGGUAUUGAAACAGAAAUUCCUCUUGUUAUAACUUCUCUUGGAUAUAAACAUGGCAUUGGGAAAUAA
Messenger RNA from Meloidogyne enterolobii, 903 nucleotides. The record is from the annotation of a GenBank genome assembly. NCBI's taxonomy places the organism in Eukaryota, Metazoa, Nematoda, Chromadorea, Rhabditida, Meloidogynidae.